AUGCCGCAUCGGUCGCCAGAAAAAGGAGUUAGGAAAGCCUAUUGGACCAAUGAAAAUGGGGGGAGCGUGAAACCGGAACGCAUUCUGGAGGCGGGUGGCUGUCAUGGAAAUGUCUUGAUCCUGCUCUGGUCCCUCAUUCAGAACCUCCCCCUCCCUCCCAAAAAAAACAGCCUGUGUGUUUUCUCACUCGAACUUGAUAUUGAUUGGUUCCACUUCAAGGUCGGUGUCAAUGAUUGGUUCGUUGGAAGACGGAAUCCACGAAAGAGAACGCACCAGUCAGCGAGCCGUCCACUCUAUGAGGCUACGCUUUUGCUUGAUAUUUUCCACCACAACAAGAUUCUAGGGCUUCGUAAGUACAAUCGUGGUGGACGCACCAAGGAAUACGAUGGUGAUCCCUUAGAGAAAUUUUGGAAAUACGGCGAACGCAGUGACGUUCCACUGGCUCAACGAGACAUUCUUUCGAAUGACUGGCUUCUCAGCAACACCAUGAAACCAUCUUCAACCACCGAUAAAUCGCGGGUUUAUUUGCAGAAAUGUGUCUCCUGUCAUUGUGUUCGCCUUCGUUCAAGGUGUUCUUCAGAUCUGUUGACUUUGAAGAAAUCUACUCCUGUCUUCCCCCAACACCCCCCAUCGAUCACGAACAUGUUUGACCUUGAAUGCAGUCGUCAAUGA
Mesocestoides corti is the source of this 672-nucleotide messenger RNA. The record is from the annotation of a GenBank genome assembly. Lineage: Eukaryota; Metazoa; Platyhelminthes; Cestoda; Cyclophyllidea; Mesocestoididae.